AUCAUGUAUCCGGUCUCAGCGUAGACUUGCGUAGGUGUGUACAGUGUUUGUGUGGUUUGUGGUGUGUUCACGUGCGGUGUCCUCUUUCUAAGGCAGCAUAACCGGAGAUAAAUUAUUCAAGGACUAUCAGCUGGAGAGGGAGCUCACCUGAUAGCACGGACAUACAAUAUUACAACCGGAUAUCAGGUCAAACCGCACAACGUUUCCUGCUGGUUCCUUAACUACCUCAUUCCGUGACGUCUUUUGGUGCUACUGCCUACGAAGACCUUAACGAGACAAGAACUGACACAAGCGGAAUACUUUGCUUUUGUGCGGUACGUCUUCUGUUUUUCUGCAUUUUUCUCAAAUGCUUGUCACCAACAAACAGUUAAGUCUCGGUCGCUCCCACAGUUGGGACACUUUAGGGGGGAAUGAGGGUCAGUGGGACAGGGCUGAGAGUGUCUACGAGCAGCAGGCAAGAGUAGCUGGCCGACGUAGCUCUCUGUCAUACGGAGAGGGGGGAGGAGGGUGGUACGAAACUCCCGCAGGGGUGCGUCCUCCUGACCUGGAUUUGAAGCGUGAUCCGUAUUCCUAUCAAGACUACGGACCCGUUUACCCAGGGGGUCUGAGGAAGGGCUCCGUGCCAGACCUGAACCACUACGAACGAGCAACUAUGGCUCACAGAGGAUCCGUUCCACAUCAAGAUUACUACCCUCACGAUCCGGCCAUGACUCCUCGUGCACCUGAAGCCUUUUACCGGCCUGAGCACCAGCCUCCGUCACCUCAUCCGCUCAGCAGGUCGGGUUCUCAUUUUGGCCUGGCGCCCAUGGCUCGUGUUGGGUGGGAUCAACCUCAGAGCGCAAGAGGAGGACCUCAAGCCCCCCAGUCAAAUUUACCUCCCCCUCCGACUACUCCAAUUUACAGGGAAUCUGGUGUUACUAAGAUGAUGCCCGACAGUCAGCGCAGACCCUCUCGGGAUACGUCUCCUGGUCAUUACAGCGUGGAACACGCCUCUCCUCGGUAUGCAAAUGAGCCUCCACCUCUGGCCAGUCAAUCUGGCUAUACCGAUAGUCGCCCGUUGGAUCCGCAGCAGCAGCAGGGUGCGACUUGUCUAGUGGUGGAUCCUUCCAGUCAAGGUGGGAUAAUGAGGCAGGAGACAGCCUCGGCCUAUUCAAUCCAGCAGCAGCAACAACUGCAGCAGCAGCAGCUACAACAGCAACAACUGCAACAACAACAACUGCAGCAACAACAAAUACAGCAGCAGCAGUUACAGCAGCAACAACUCCAUCAGCAGCAGCAGCUUCAGCAGGAGCAGCUGCAACAGCACCUGCAACAGUCUUUGCCGCCUCCUAACAUCAUCCCCGAACCGAAACUUCCUGUGGCGGCUCCGCUUCCUCCUGCUUCGCCCGGCCAAUUACAGACCGCCGCAGUUGUCCCGGUUGCACCCGCCCCUGUCCAGGCAGUGCCAACUCUAGCCCCUCAACCUCCCGUUGCCCUUCCCGCCCCUCUGCCGACGGCCCCGCAGACACCUUUACCCGUGGAUCCCAAGAGGACGGUGGAUCCCGAGUUUCUUGCCUUAUUGCGAAAUGAGGGCAUCUCUGAGAGCACCAUCUCCUCGCUCAUCCAGCAAGGGUUUGACUCCACUAGCAUGUUGACUGUCAUGGAGGACAACGACGUACGCACAGUGGCGCCCAACCUCGGCCAGGCACGGGUACUUUCUCGAGUGGUCCACAACUACAAGCGGCCCACUGAAGCGCCACCGCCUCCCUCUCAACCCCAGACGCCCAUGCGGGGUCGUUCUAAUAGUUUUAGCCAUCGCUCGGACGUCUAUCACCAGCAGCAGCACCAAGCUUUCCAUCCUCCCCAGGCUUUGAAUGUCGACCCUCACCUGAUCCCCCCGCAGACACCUGGAGCCAUGCAGACCAUCUCGCCAAGGAUGGGAGAGGCAAUAGGCAGAAGGCCCAGUAGUGCACCUUCUCAGCAGCUCCUGGAAGCCUCCGGAGGUUACCCAGGUCAAUCGCCUCGUACCCCGGGCGCGUAUGUCGGUGCUUUGUUGCCCGUUCAGUCAAGACCGAUGUCUGCAUAUUCCAUGCAAGGGUUGCCCGUUCAGGGUAUGCAGAUCAUGUCGCAACAGAUGACUGGCUCCAUGCCUGCUAUAGCUGGUUCCAUCCACCCCAUGCCAGGUAUGCCCCAGCAGAUGCCAGUCUCCAUGCCAGCUUUACCUCAACCGCAACAGCAGGUACCCAAGGCAUACUCUACCAAUUACACGGUACCCAUGGAGCUCAUGAAGAGGGACCGGAGCUUGUUGCCCAUGUCACCCAUGCAUAGCCCUUACCCGAAUCCCCAACUGGUACGGAAGGCUGGAGGACCAGCAGGAGACAAUGCCCUGGUUCCUGUAGGAGGCCCCAAUCAAGGACAAGGGGCUAUGGUUGCUAACCAGAAGCUAAGUCGCCGCACCGGUCCACCAGUCAUCGUGUCCACUAUGGCAUCUCCAGACACAAGUAUCCGGCCGCAAAUCAUGAACGGGCCCAUGCACCCACGCCCCCUGGUGGCGCUGCUGGACGGGCGCGACUGCACGGUAGAGAUGCCCAUCCUCAAGGACCUGGCCACAGUGGCCUUCUGCGACGCUCAAUCCACGCAGGAAAUACACGAAAAGGUCCUGAGUGAGGCGGUGGGAGCCAUGAUGUACCACACCAUCACGCUGACCCGGGAGGACCUGGAGAAGUUCAAGGCACUACGUAUCAUCAUCCGCAUUGGCAGCGGCUACGACAACAUCGACAUCAAGGCGGCCGGAGAGCUCGGUAUCGCCGUGUGCAACAUUCCCUCGGCGGCGGUGGAGGAGACGGCCGACUCGACACUCUGUCACAUUCUCAACCUGUACAGGAGGAACACUUGGCUCUACCAGGCUCUCCGGGAGGGCACGCGGGUCCAGAGCGUGGAGCAAAUCCGAGAGGUGGCCUCGGGGGCGGCCAGGAUCCGAGGAGAGACGCUCGGCCUGAUCGGAUUCGGUCGCGCGGGCCAAGCGGUGUCGAUGCGGGCCAAGGCGUUCGGCUUCAACGUGAUCUUCUACGACCCGUACCUGCAGGACGGCCUGGAGCGCUCGCUGGGGGUGCAGCGCGUCUACACGCUGCAGGACCUCCUCUACCAAAGCGACUGCGUCUCUCUGCACUGCAACCUCAACGAGCACAACCACCACCUCAUCAACGACUUCACCAUCAAGCAGAUGCGCCAAGGCGCGUUCCUGGUGAACGCGGCGCGAGGAGGCCUGGUGGACGAAAAGGCCUUGGCGCAGGCCCUCAAGGAAGGCCGAAUACGUGGAGCCGCCUUGGAUGUCCACGAGUCGGAACCCUUUAGCUUUUCUCAAGGUCCCCUUAAGGACGCCCCCAACUUGAUCUGCACGCCGCACACCGCCUGGUACAGUGAGCAGGCGUCGCUGGAGAUGCGCGAGGCCGCCGCCACUGAAAUCCGCCGAGCCAUCACGGGUCGCAUCCCCGACAGCCUGCGGAAUUGUGUCAACAAAGAGUUCUUCAUCACCUCGGCGCCCUGGGGAGUGAUGGAGCAGCCCCAGCCUCACCCGGAGAUCAACGGCGCCGCCUACAGGUUCCCUCCGGGUGUGGUGGGCGGCGUGGCCCCCGGCGGGAUCCCCCGGCCCCUGGAGGGGCUGCUGCCUGGCGGCCUGCCCGUGGCUCACACCUUGCCCCCGGGGACCCACGCGUCACAGACCACCUCCCCCAAUCAACCCUCCAAACAUGGCGACCAGACCAGAGAGCACAUGAGCGAGCCGUGACCAAGUGCCGCCCCUGCUCGGAAGGCACCGAUGACCCCCCCCCUUCGCCCGCCGGGCAAAGUGUGCCCCCCCCUCCCCUCCCCGGUCCUUACCCUCGACGGAGGAUGCACAGAUGAGACAUGUGAUGUGACACAGAUGUGACACAUGAGCCCUCCUGGACUUGGAGGAUGGAAUUCCUGUUUUUUUGCUCCUUUCCUUCAUUCCAGCUGUUUUUUUAAUCCCUUCUUUCAGUGUUGUGUUGCAAGUGUUGUUCUGUUUCUGCAAGUGUUACAUGUGUUUUUUAGCAGGAGUCGUCCUUGUUAGCAAUCAAAAAACAUUUGAUCCAUUCAGUAAAUUAUAUUUGCAUCAUUGUGAGCUAGAAAAGUAGGACAAAACAAGAGCAACUAUUAAAUUCAAGCCAUAUCUUAAUAGACAGCAAUCUGGGUUAUUUCUUUUUCUUCUCCUUUUCUCUGUCAAAUUCAGUUGAUGUGCAGUUUGGUUGUUAAAUGUUCUUAAGUCAUGUGACUGCUCCUUCUAGUUCUUUUUUUGUUUUGUUUUUUGUUUUUUUUAGGGUGACUGUGUUUUGUUCUUGUACAAGGUGAACAUACAGUAUAAUAUAAGUGCAGCUGGAAACCACAAAUAAAUACAUGCUGUCCUGAUUGAUGAUAA
Syngnathus acus (greater pipefish) is the source of this 4414-nucleotide messenger RNA. RefSeq names its product C-terminal binding protein 2a (gene ctbp2a). The record is from RefSeq and is a predicted model, not a curated record. Gene Ontology annotation, molecular function: transcription corepressor activity; NAD binding; oxidoreductase activity, acting on the CH-OH group of donors, NAD or NADP as acceptor. The coding region runs from base 347 to 3766 and encodes 1139 amino acids. Lineage: Eukaryota; Metazoa; Chordata; Actinopteri; Syngnathiformes; Syngnathidae. The transcript has 9 exons.